CUGAUGAGGCGCAUCUGUCUCUGCAGCCCGAUCGCUUUUAAACUAAACAUAUUUCGAUCCACAAAUACAAUACAUUUGUGAGGUUUUUUUGCAUUCCCGAUCAAUGUUAGAUGUUUGUGUAGGUAAUUUCUUGAUUUAAUAGUUUUAAUGUGUUACAGAGCUGGACGUGAAUGAUUAUUAAAUGAUGGAUUCGUUUUUUUUUUUAACUACUGAAUACUGAAUUUUACACACCGUGAUCUGGAUGUUACUGUGUUUUUUUUCAUCAAGUGAUCGAGGAAAGUAACGAACACGGAAAUAUAAUGAGUCCAACCAGAGGAAAAAGAUGAAGGAAUGAUCUGAGCGUGAAUCACCCACUGAACACAAUCACACACAAGAAUGCGCAUUAAAUAUACCAUUUCUAUCAUCUUUAUUGUGGCUCUGGUCAUCAUAGAAAAGGAAAACAACAUUAUUUCAAAGGUGUCUGAUAAACUGACCCCCAGACUGACCCCGCUGCUGAUGCUCAGUGCUUCUCUGCUGUCCGCUGCGCAGCACAAUGUCUCGACGGACGCCUCGGCCCACCAACACCUGAGUGCUCUGGAGAACUCGACUCGGAGCGUCCAGCAGAGCGGAGGACGCAAGCACAUCCUUCUGCUGGCCACGACUCGCACCGGCUCCUCGUUCGUGGGAGAGUUCUUUAACCAGCAGGGCUCCAGCAUGUUUUACCUGUUCGAGCCGCUGUGGCACGUGGAGCGCAUGCUGACUGUCGAGAGCGGCGGCACCAACGCCUCGGUCGCGGCGCCAGCGUAUCGAGACGUGUUGCGCCAGCUGCUCCUGUGUGACUUCUCGCUGCUGGAGAGCUUCAUCGAGCCGCCGCCACAGGAUCAUGUGACCGCUGCGCUCUUCCGGCGCGAGUCCAGCCGCUCGCUGUGCGAGGAUCCCGUCUGCACGCCGCUGGUCAGGAAGGUGUUCGAGCGCUACCACUGUCGCGAGCGCCGCUGCGGGCCGCUCAACCUGACGCUGGCCGCUCAGUCCUGCAUGCAGAAGCAGCACCGCGUGAUUAAGUCCGUCCGUGUGCGGCAGCUGGAGACGCUCCGGCCGCUGGCAGAGGACCCCAGGCUCGACAUGACCUUCAUCCAGCUGGUCAGAGAUCCUCGCGCCGUCCUGGCCUCGCGCAUGGUGGCCUUCUCCAGCAAGUACGACAUCUGGAAGCGCUGGGCCGUGGAUGGAGACCUUCCGGUGGACGAGGAUGAAGUGAGGAAGCUCAAAGGAAACUGCGACAACAUCCGCACAUCUGCUGAGAUCGGACUGAAGCAGCCGCCGUGGCUCCGCGGACGCUACAUGCUUGUGCGCUACGAGGACAUCGCGCGAUUCCCCAUGCGCAAAGCUGCAGAGAUGUAUGACUUUAUAGGCAUUCCCUUCACUGCAAAGGUGGAAGAGUGGAUCUUAAAAAAUACCCAGGUGUCUAAGGAGGUCAGUGGAGUUUAUUCCACCCAGAAGAACUCCUCGGAGCAGGUGGAGAAGUGGAGGUUCAGCAUUCCCUUCAAACUGGUGCAGCUGGUGCAGAAAGUGUGCGGCCCCACUAUGACUCUGUUUGGAUACAAGUUUGCAGAAAACAAAGACAUGCUGACUGAUAAAUCAGUAAGUUUGAUUGAGGAGAGAACAUUUUUAUGAUUCUACACAUACUUCAUGAAGAAGAAUGAUGAGAUUCAUGAAGUAAUAUGUGACAUGAUCGAAACUAGCUGCAAAAUGAACUCCUCGCAUCACUUCUAAAGCAGUAUUGAAAAACAGAAUAUUAUUUCCUUCUUUGAUAAAUGGCCAGUGAGCUCAUUUGAUGAGUAGUUGAAGACAGGGAUUGCAUUGGGAUCUAGCAGGCGUUUGAAGUCUUCUUGACUGUAUACACUGUACUGUAUGUGUGUUUGUUUGGGGAGAAAUGAGCUGCUGCUGUAUGUUCAGAUAUUCUUACUGCUGCCGGAUUGCAGAACUCUAUGAACGAUAUCAAAGGAGGACUCAUACAGAAAAAAAAAACAGUUUCAUAGAUUUAAUAUAUUGUCUUAUUUGACAAGGGCUCUUUGUUAGAAACAAAAGUGACAAUGAAUCAUUUCAUAAUUAUGUUCAUAUUACAUUAGUUCACUUUGUUACAAAAAAC
This is a messenger RNA of Sinocyclocheilus anshuiensis, 2125 nucleotides long. RefSeq names its product carbohydrate (chondroitin 6) sulfotransferase 3b (gene chst3b). The record is from RefSeq and is a predicted model, not a curated record. Gene Ontology annotation, cellular component: Golgi membrane. The coding region runs from base 376 to 1650 and encodes 424 amino acids. The transcript is spliced from 3 exons. Gene Ontology annotation, molecular function: chondroitin 6-sulfotransferase activity; N-acetylglucosamine 6-O-sulfotransferase activity. Lineage: Eukaryota; Metazoa; Chordata; Actinopteri; Cypriniformes; Cyprinidae. Gene Ontology annotation, biological process: carbohydrate metabolic process; N-acetylglucosamine metabolic process.